AUGACGCUACCAGGGCCGCAAGCAAAGCCUCAAGUAAACUCGAAUCCAGACUUCAAGCUUCCCGGUCUUCCAGCGUCAAAAUCAACCCUGUCAAAUAUUUCGAACACAACAGCUGCUGCCGUCCUUGGCGGUAUUCUUUGCCACAAUCUUGCCUUCGAUAAGGGAGUUCUUGUGCCACAGCCAGCGGACUUCCACCACGGCUUGGGUCUGGCCAAUUCGGUACUGCCGAUUGGCGCCUUAAACGGCCAUGCCGUUCAUGACUGGUGGCUCCAGUCCAUGGAGGAUGCUCCCUUCGUCGUUGCGAGUGUACGUGGCUGGAUCGUAUCGAUCCCUCCACCCGUUCAUCGUCUCGUUACGAUCCACGCCGUCGGCUACGCUGGCAACACACUCUUCCCCUACCUCCUGGACGAUGCGGCACCAGAGAAGCGCGCGGCAGAGCCGCAGGCUGCUGGCGACAACGUACUUUGUCUGGUACGCAAAUGUCUCGCCCUUGGCGCGGCGGUCUGGGUCGGGGAUGGGAGGCUGGCUGGGGUGUUCGGCCUGCCAUUGCUCGAUGGCACAGAUGAUAUUGGGGAAUGUGUUCAGUACUCGGGCGUUGUGGUAGGCCGUGGGAUCGGCCGCGGAGAGGCUCCUUCUGUGUUGCUUGAAUCUUGUCCUCCGCGUCUUUGGACACGGCGUGGAACUCAGCGGCGUACUCAAUGGUUGAGCAUAUGGGGUUGCAGCGCACCCUUGGCAAAAGCUGUAAUCGUGGUGACGCCACUCGACAUGGACGAGCCGGUAAUCCCGGUGACGCCUGGCCAGGCCCGUGGCUUGCUGAGUGUGCGGAAACUGUGA
Molecule: messenger RNA, 834 nt
Organism: Bipolaris oryzae ATCC 44560
Lineage: Eukaryota; Fungi; Ascomycota; Dothideomycetes; Pleosporales; Pleosporaceae
Exons: 5
Coding region: 1-834 (277 amino acids)
Source: RefSeq, a predicted model, not a curated record